AUGGACGACAACCCGAUGAACAUAGGGAUAGAGAGGAGGGGCACUGUUUUAACGGCGAUUUGGCAUGUCAUAACAAUCUUGCUCGGAUCUGGAGUUCUAGCACUGGCGUGGUCCUUUGCCCAACUUGGCUGGGUAGCCGGGCCAAUCGUGCUUGUUAGCAUGGCUGCGUUAACAUACUUUACGUCGGCCCUGCUUGCGGAUUGUUACCGGUAUCCAGAUCCAGUGACAGGCACGGUGAAUCCGGAGUACAUCGAUGCUGUUCGAUGCUACCUUGGUCCACGAAAUGUGUUCUGGUGUGGGUUUAUUCAGUAUGCCAGCAUUUGGGCCACCCUUUUGGGCUAUACCAUAACCGCGAGUGACAGUGCGAGUGCGGUGCGUAAGGUUAAUUGCCUCCACCAUGGAGACGGGAGUAAAUGUGCCAGCAGUGACUACUUUGCCACUUACGCCAUCAUCGUAUUUGGAGCAGUCCAAAUUCUGCUGUCCCAACUGCCAAGCCUUCACAACAUCAGCUGGCUCUCCUUCUUUUCUGUCGCCACUUCAUGCAUAUAUUCCACGAUCAGCCUAGGGCUGUGUUUCGCGAAGUGGGCGACGCACAACAAAUCACACGGCACUGUUUUCGGGGCAGUGGCCGGAUCAGGUUUGGACAAGGCAACAAACGUGUUCCUUGCCGUUGGAAAUAUAGCAUUCACAUAUGCGUACGCCGACGUCCAGAUCGAAAUCCAGGAUACGCUUAAAGCACCCCCUGCAGAAAACAAAACCAUGAAGAAGGCCUCAUUGUACGGCCUUUCAAUUUCCACAGUCUUCUGCAUGCUGCUUGGGGUCUCUGGCUACGCAGCCUUCGGAAAUAGUGUAUCUGGAAACAUCCUGACUGGCACUGCUGUCCACGAGCCUUUUUGGCUAAUACAUUUGGCUAACAUUUGUGUUAUUCUCCAUUUUAUUGGAGCAUACCAGGUCUUCGCGCAGCCCAUUUUCGCCAGGAUGGAGACUUACGUAGCCCAUAUGUGGCCAGCCUCAUAUUUUGUAACCACUGGCUAUGAUCUUUAUGUGAUGGGCUGGCUCAUACGGCUAUCCUUCAUGAAACUGGUGCUACGUACAGGGAUAAUAAUUUUCACGACGCUGGUGGCAACGUUGAUGCCAUUCUUCAACCCAGUUUUAGGGUUAAUUGGAGCUGUUGGCUUUUGGCCGCUUUCGGUCUACUUCCCUGUAAGCAUGCACCUGACAAGGCUCAAGAUAGGGCGUAGGGAUUCGCGGUGGUGGCUGCUACAUACCUUGAGCAUGCUCUGCCUGGCGCUCUCCAUCUUCAUGGGCAGUGCGUCGGUUCUGGACAUAGUGACAAAGAUGAAAGGAGCCACAAUUUUCAAAACUGCCGACUAG
Molecule: messenger RNA, 1374 nt
Organism: Triticum aestivum (bread wheat)
Lineage: Eukaryota; Viridiplantae; Streptophyta; Magnoliopsida; Poales; Poaceae
Product: amino acid permease 6-like
Exons: 5
Coding region: 1-1374 (457 amino acids)
Source: RefSeq, a predicted model, not a curated record